GCAAAUUUCUCAUAGUCAUGCCGAACGCUGAUGUAAACAGGAAGGGAGAAAUAGGUUAUGCUUAGCAUACGUCAUUUAAGUCUUGUUGGAGGAAAGUUAUAUUUUGGAAAUUUUGUUGACGAUGCGUUUAUGACAGGCGACGAAUUAUUCGUUUUCUGAUUUUCAAACCAAGGUGUGACUAUGAUUGAGGCGGUUGCUUCUCUUUUGACGGGCCCAGUAUAUUUAGCAGGAGAAAAUGUUGAAUGUAGCAUUACUUUCUCUAAUCCACUGGUUGCCAGGCACACCACAUCUCAGAGUUACAGUGAUGGGUUGGAGAGUCUUGCCUGGGCAAGUGCCCAGAUACACUGCCAGUGUUCCACCAAUGCCAAGGUCGCUCAUCCGAAAAGCAAUACUUUGGCAGCGGAAGAACUAUCAAUUACAAACAAAGAUACCUCCUUUGCCCCAUGUAGAGGGGAGAAUGGCCAUGUUGUGAUGUCAACUAAACCCAAAAUAUUACUUUGUGAUUUGAGACUUGCUCCAGGAGAAGUAAAGACUUAUAUUUAUCGGGAAACUUUACCCAGUGAAGCUCCCCCAUCUUAUCGAGGGCAAGCAGUGAAAUACUCAUACAAGAUAACAAUUGGCAUGCAACGUGUGAACUCCCCUAUAAAAUUGUUGAGAGUUCCAUUUCGAGUUCUUGUUGUUAAUGGUCUUCCUGAUUUGAGUGUUUGUGGAGACAGUGAAGAUUUGGCACCCAGCAAUCCAUUUUUAGAAACUGAGGAAAAAGAAACACCCUUAGAUGUCUCCCUUCAAGUAUUACAAAACAUUACUGCACGCAGAACUCCUAACUUUUACAACAUUACUAAUCAAAGGGGGAAAGUAGUACGGUUUUGUCUUUUCAAGAACUCUUAUAAAUUAGGAGAAGAUAUUACUGGAACUUUUGACUUCUCGUCAACAACUGUGCCUUGUGUGCAGUUUUCAGUAACUCUACAGAGUGAGGAAGAGAUUGCCGCCGAUAGCCGUCGUUGGGCGAAACAAUCCUCAGCUGUGAUUUCAUACAGCAAACAUCACGAAGUAUGCCUCAGCUUAAAAUAUUCUCAGCUCAUUUUACCUAUACCUCUCCACAUAACACCAGCUUUCACAACUCCUUUGGUGUCUCUGAAGUGGCGGUUACAUUUUGAAUUUGUGACAACCACUACCCCACUAAGUCAGCAAGUGAGCAGUGAUAUCAAGAGCAAUAUGUGGCAGGGUCCAGGUGCAUUGGAUAUAGAAACAAUGGUGUGGAAUCUUCCUGUCAAUAUUUAUCCAACAACACCUUCACAAGUUGCUCAAGGGUUACAAGCCCAAACAAAAUACUCAAUAGCCUUGUGAGUAUGAGUUGUGUAAGGGCAACGUGUUAAGUGAUGAAGGUGUGUAUCAUUCGGCUUGAAGUAACAUGCUAAAUUUGGGUGGCAUUGUGUCAUUCACAUCAAUUUUGCCCAAAGAUUGUAUGAGUUGCAGGGGCGGGAGCAGAAGAGAUUUGCACACCACAAUGCCACCUCUGUUAAGCAUGUUACUGGGUAGCUUCCAGAUUGUCUGUGUGUUAUUGAGAGGGCUGAUUGAAUCUUCCAGCCUUUGUGCAUGUACUUUAUUUAACUAUGAUGAAUAUUAAAUAUUUUAACUAGUUGCAUCAACAAUAAAUGUAUAAAAAUUCUGAAAGUA
This is a messenger RNA of Thrips palmi, 1677 nucleotides long. Its product is annotated as RAB6A-GEF complex partner protein 2. Lineage: Eukaryota; Metazoa; Arthropoda; Insecta; Thysanoptera; Thripidae. Bases 181 to 1347 code for a protein of 388 amino acids. Gene Ontology annotation, biological process: retrograde transport, endosome to Golgi. The transcript has 9 exons. The record is from RefSeq and is a predicted model, not a curated record. Gene Ontology annotation, cellular component: Ric1-Rgp1 guanyl-nucleotide exchange factor complex; Golgi membrane.